CACGAGAUUUGUUCCGAUUCGUACCGAACCUGCAAACUUUGGCAUCAUUGCCCAGCAUUUUCUCAGGGCCAAAAGGGCACCCUGUCACGCUUCAAGCAUGCUGCAUAGUACAGAAUAUGCCCAGGGUUGACAACAGUAACCCCCAACGUCUCGCAACUUCUCCCCACGAACGUAUUCAUGGCUAUGAGUCUUCUAGAAGUUGGGGGCUGGGAAUGGCAUCAAGUUUGGCCCCGCGAGAAGAGGAGGAGGGGGGACGUGAAGAUUCGAGCCUGCUUCCCUCCAAAUGCCGUCAUCUGGCCACCGCCCCCUUGUGCAGUUCGCAGGCAUCACUCGGUCUAGCUGCAAGCUGCAGGCUUUCUGCAGCUUCACUGGUGUUGCCAUGUCACACACCUCCGUCGCAGCCAGCCCCGCUCCGCCCCGCGGCAGGCCAUCAUUGGAGGGCUGUUCUCAACCUGUCCAGCAUUGCCGUCUUGGAUGCAGGCCAACGAACUCAGAUUGUCGUUCGGCGGCAGGGCAGCGUCGAUGAAGGGAAGAUAAAGAGGGGCCAAGAACAAACAGCUGGCACUCAUUGGACAAAUUCUCACCGUUGUCUGUCCGAAUUCUCAUUCGCCCGAGGAGCUUACUCCGAGAGCAGAACCACAGCGUGGAGCUUUUCUUCAAGCCAGGACGGAAUUCUACGAUAUCCGUACACAUGAUCGGAUUCCUUGCAACACGUUCGCUGUCUUGCAGUGGAAUGUGGACCGUGGACGUCCUCCAUCCAGCCAUAGACCUGCGCGCACCUUGCAAAUUGUUACACCUGUUAGGCUGUCGUUGUCCAGUUCG
Colletotrichum phormii is the source of this 822-nucleotide messenger RNA. RefSeq lists its product as uncharacterized. The transcript has a single exon. NCBI's taxonomy places the organism in Eukaryota, Fungi, Ascomycota, Sordariomycetes, Glomerellales, Glomerellaceae. The coding region runs from base 117 to 695 and encodes 192 amino acids. The record is from RefSeq and is a predicted model, not a curated record.